Scomber japonicus (chub mackerel) is the source of this 1063-nucleotide messenger RNA. It is a transcript of the gene slc25a55b, whose product is annotated as solute carrier family 25 member 55b. The transcript is spliced from 9 exons. The coding region runs from base 26 to 1030 and encodes 334 amino acids. Gene Ontology annotation, molecular function: L-aspartate transmembrane transporter activity; L-glutamate transmembrane transporter activity. Lineage: Eukaryota; Metazoa; Chordata; Actinopteri; Scombriformes; Scombridae. Gene Ontology annotation, biological process: malate-aspartate shuttle; aspartate transmembrane transport; L-glutamate transmembrane transport. The record is from RefSeq and is a predicted model, not a curated record.
UCUGCACCCAAAACAACCAAGAACCAUGGCCCAGCAACAACAGAUUAGCCUCCCAGCUAAACUGAUUAAUGGGGGGUUUGCAGGCAUGGUAGGAGUCACCUGUGUGUUCCCAAUCGACCUGGCCAAGACCCGCCUGCAGAACCAGCGCAGUGGGCAGCAACUAUACAAGAACAUGAUGGAUUGCCUAAUAAAGACAGUUAAGUCUGAAGGCUACUUUGGCAUGUAUAGAGGUGCUGCAGUAAAUCUCACCCUAGUAACCCCUGAGAAGGCCAUCAAACUAGCUGCCAAUGACUUCUUCCGCCACCAGUUGAGCAAAGAUAGUGGUAAGUUGACGGUGCUGAAAGAGAUGUUGGCAGGAUGCUGCGCUGGAAUGUGCCAGGUCAUUGUGACUACACCCAUGGAGAUGCUGAAGAUCCAGCUUCAGGAUGCUGGCAGGCUAGCGGCCCAACAGAGGGUGAUGCCUAGUGUGGUAACAGCUCUGAAGAUGGGGGGGACCAGUGCUGUUCUUAGCCGUUCCUACAAUGCCAGUCCUGCACCUAAAGUCAUCAGAAUGUCCGCCACUGAGAUCACCAGAGAGCUGCUGAGGACUAAAGGAGUCACAGGACUGUACAGGGGACUCGGGGCUACAUUGAUGAGGGACAUCCCAUUCUCGGUCGUGUACUUCCCUCUUUUUGCACAUCUGCACCAGCUUGGUCAGCAUUCAUCUGAAAACCCAACUGUGCCCUUUUAUUGGUCCUUCGCAUCUGGCUGCUUGGCUGGAUCCAUUGCCGCUGUAGCCGUCAGCCCUUGUGACGUGGUGAAGACAAGGCUACAAUCACUCAAAAAAGGAGCUAAUGAGGAAACAUACAAUGGAGUGGUGGAUUGUGUCAGAAAGAUCAUGAGAAAGGAGGGUCCCAGAGCUUUCCUCAAGGGGGCCAGCUGUCGGGCACUUGUCAUUGCCCCUCUCUUUGGUAUUGCCCAGGUUGUGUACUUUGUAGGAGUUGGAGAGUACCUGCUGGGGUACACCCCAUACAACAUCUACUCUGCAUAAACAAGCUGUUUCCUAGUAUUUCUGCCGACUCAU